This is a messenger RNA of Amorphotheca resinae ATCC 22711, 2322 nucleotides long. RefSeq lists its product as hypothetical. The coding region runs from base 196 to 2181 and encodes 661 amino acids. Lineage: Eukaryota; Fungi; Ascomycota; Leotiomycetes; Helotiales; Amorphothecaceae. The transcript has 3 exons. The record is from RefSeq and is a predicted model, not a curated record. Gene Ontology annotation, biological process: signal transduction; regulation of GTPase activity. Gene Ontology annotation, cellular component: cytoplasm.
UCCGCUCCGCUCUCCCACCCGUCGCCGCAAUUGUCACCCGAGUCAGAUACAUACAGCUCCGCUACAGCAUCAACACACAGACGGUGCGCCGCAGACGGGUCUCCCCAAAGUCGUUGUUCCUGCAACCUGCGGAGCCCGGGUUCUGAGGCCAAGCCCACGGGAGUCAAAGGGCCGCCAGACCUGCAGGGGCCCACGAUGGCACGCAAGUCGACUCUCCAGCCGCUGACGCUGGGCGAUCCAACAACCGUUCUGGCCGCCGACCACUACGAUCUCGACAGUCCUAGAGCUCCGCUGAGCCCCAAGUCGCCGCGCUCCCCGAGAUCCCCCUUCAAGUUCACCUCAACAAAGAAACCCCAAUUGGACCAGAACGUGCCCUCACUGCAACCAGCCGCCGAGAUACAUACCUCCCGACCUUCCAUUGCUUCCUCCCAGACCACCCCGUCGUUGUCGACCUUGCAAAACUCCACGGCUUCAAUAGGCGACGAGAAGCAAGGUCACGGGAGGCAGGAACGAACCGUCCGUAGUGGCUUCUUCUCCAACUACAAGGCAUCCAAGAGCUCGAGCCGCUUGCAGUCAGAUACCGCCAGACCGGUCGAGGAGAACGGCAUGUCCAGAGAGUCAGAUCGCCCUGCUAUGACAGGAAACGUUUCGGCACAGGCAUCUACUAGACAUGAAACUCCAGUUGACAAAUCCUUAAUCCGAAGACCUGUUGGCGGAGCCCCCAAGUCGGAGGCACCGACAGCGCCCGCAUCAGACCAGCCGCGCGAAGCUGCUUCUGGUACCCUCACAAAGAAGAAUAAGCCAAAGCCUUUCAGCCUGCUGAAUAGGACCAAAUCGAUCCGGGAUGAGCCGAGCCCGCGAGACCCAUCCCCUCACAAUAAACACUUAGAUCCGGAGCGGAUUCAUGUGCAGCACGCGAUCAAGACCGCGCCGCUGCGAUCCGAGAACGACAGGUCGUUUAGGGACAUGAUGAACUCGAACGUCAGACAACAUUCCGCGGACCGGCAGCCGACUGCGGCGCGGGAUGACUCUCGAUGGAAAGAGCAUAGGGAUAAUGGCAAGACACCGAACUCAUCCCUCCGUGAGGUCAGUGGACAUGGGUUCCUCACAAACCUCAAGAACGGCGCAUCAAAAGGUGCAGGUGCUCUAAGCAAGGGCCUGUUCGGAAAAGGACGAAGUUUCAGCACGAAUGAGAGGGAGAUGGUUGUGGACGAUGAGCAUUACCAGUUGAAGGUCAUCAACAAGCCAUUGAUCGAGCAGACACGCCUUACCAGAAUAUCCAAGAGGUUAGAGGACUCGAGGGAUAAGACGGAGUUCUGGAUGCCGGCGUUCCCAUGGAGAGCCAUCGAUUAUCUGAACUACAAGGGCAGUGAUGUUGAGGGUCUAUACAGAGUACCUGGGAGUGGACCACAGAUUAAGAAAUGGCAGAGACGCUUUGAUGAAGAACUCGAUAUCGACCUCUUCGAACAGGAGGAUCUGUACGAUAUUAAUAUUAUCGGCUCCAUGCUCAAGGCCUGGCUGCGCGAACUUCCCGAUGAGAUUUUACCCAAAGCUACCCAAGACCGUAUUUCCCGGGAGUGCAGCGGCGCUCAAACCGUUCCCGAACUCCUCAUCGAGGAGCUCUCCAACCUGUCCCCCUUCAACUACUACCUCCUCUUCGCCAUCACGUGCCACCUCUCCCUGCUACUCGCCCACUCCGAGAAGAACAAGAUGGAUUAUCGAAACCUUUGUAUCUGCUUCCAGCCUUGCAUGAAGAUUGACGCCUUCUGCUUCAAGUUCCUCGUCUGCGAUUGGAGAGAUUGCUGGAAGGGGUGCAAGACCGAAGCACACUAUACCGAGUUGGAAUACCAACUCUUCAAGGAACUGGAACGUCCACCCCCCAGUGCGGGGGCAUUAAGUAGCACAGCCAUUGAAAGUCAUGCCGAGCGAAAUAUCAGCAGUUCGGACAGCAGCAAGCCAUCGAUCCUCAGUACUACGACGAACGAUAAGGGCAACACUACGAACGAGAAGAGCAAGCGGGGCAAGGGCCAACACAAGAAGUUGCCGCCGAGCCUGAGCAGUGUCAGUUUGAACUCCCUGGCCGCGACGGUAACAUCUGGUCAUGAAACAACCCCACCGAAAAGAAGCCCAGAGAUGCGCCCUCUGAGUCCUAUUGCGCCAUUGAGCCCUAUUGGCUUCUGAAGAACUUUUGGAGUUGUCUUCUGAAUCCCCUCUAUCCUCCUGGGGUGAACUGCACGAAUCGAAUGGCAUACAUUGUCUACAAUACGUUCUCGUCAUCAAAACCAGGAUUAAUAGUCAAGAGCGGUCAUCCGACUAGGUCGC